This is a messenger RNA of Pollicipes pollicipes, 701 nucleotides long. Its product is annotated as telomeric repeat-binding factor 2-interacting protein 1. Gene Ontology annotation, biological process: telomere maintenance via telomere lengthening; protection from non-homologous end joining at telomere. The record is from RefSeq and is a predicted model, not a curated record. Gene Ontology annotation, molecular function: telomeric repeat DNA binding. Gene Ontology annotation, cellular component: shelterin complex. The transcript has a single exon. Bases 201 to 560 code for a protein of 119 amino acids. NCBI's taxonomy places the organism in Eukaryota, Metazoa, Arthropoda, Thecostraca, Pollicipedomorpha, Pollicipedidae.
CCAGCCCGGCCGUCUCCGCCGUCAGCGUCCGCUCCCGCUGCCUGUACACGCAGCUGGAGGAGGGCCGGCUGCUGCUGCGCCUGCUGAAGGAGAAGGGCCGCGCGCGGCUGACGGGCCGAAGCCUCUGGCGCCGGAUAGAGACCGAGCGCUGCGUGCCCCGCCGCACUUGGCAGUCACUCAAGCAGCACUAUCUGGCGGUGAUGGAGCCCCGCCUGGACGAGUACGGUUCGCUGACAAAGCGGCAGCGCAACUGGCUGCGCGUGCCGGCGCCGCUACCGCGCCGCAGCCGCCGCCGACCGUACGAGCGCGAAGAGGACGUGGCCAUCCUGCGCUUCUUCAUGGAGGCGCCGCGCCGCCUGCUGGUGGCGCGUGGCAGGGCCAUCUGGCAGGAGGCAGAGCGCGCUUUGGGGCCGGGCCGCACCUGGCAGUCACUCAAGGAGCGCUUCCUCAAGAGCAUCGUGCCCAACUGCGAGCGGUACGCCGGUGAAGACGUGCCGGAGCCGUUCUGCGACGAGGUGCGGCGCGUGCUACUUGAUAGCGAUACUUCGGACUGUUCGUAGCGCUCCACGCAGGGUGACACGUCAAACAGCCGCAUGCCUUUCAGCCAGGACUGUGUUCGUUGCUAGUCGGGCAGUCGUGCCAAGUUGAGUGCGCUGUAUCCACGCGAAGAUGUUACGUGUGCCAUAAAUCAUGGAAAGGUC